ACACUUCUAGCCUUGGCCCUCCUCGCAUGCCUCCUCCGCUACACCCUCGUGCCCCUCCUCGUCUACUGCCGCCCCAAUCUCGACGCCUACUUCUUCGACCUUGGCGUCUACGGCGUAUACCCGCAACGCCACUACCGCUCCUUCCACCUCUCCUCGCCGAGCCCCCGCACGCCCGUAUGGAGCGCAGAUGUGUGUGAGCGGGAGUCGGCCGAGGGCGGGCUGGUGUUGCUCGAUAUCAGCGGCGAAGUCUCCCACACUGGUCCGGCGAUUUUCGACUUGAAGGGCAAUUUGGUAUGGACGGACAACACCUUUGGCCAGCGUGCCAUGAACCUGCGCUGGCAGAAGUGGAGGGGAGAGGAGUAUCUGACGUUCUGGGCGGGGGAGUUUCUCGGUGAUUUCGACUACGGGAAAUACUACAUGCUCGAUCGCGGGUUCAAUUUGGCCAAGACGGUGCAGGCGGUCGGGGAAGGAUUGCAUGGCGAUCCGCAUGAAUUCAUCAUCACCAAUGACGACACGGCGCUCAUUGUGGUGAGUCCGCGCACGCGCGAUGUUGAUGUGAGAAGCACGCAUCAUGCCAGCAUGCGGCCGGAUCUCUUGGACGCCGUGUUGCAAGAGAUUGACAUCGACACCGGCGAGCUGCUUUUCGAAUGGCGAGCAUCGCAGCAUUUCAACGAUGGCGAAUACCUCAAGUACUCUUACGAUCCCACGCCACUUCAUCGACCCAAUAUUUUCGAGAGGGUAUUUGGGGCGGCGCAGACUGACCCCAUCGACUACUUCCAUAUGAACAGCGUGGACAAAGACUCCGAGGGCAACUACCUCGUGUCCAUCCGCAAGACUCACCAAGUCAUCUGCAUCUCCGGCAAGACCGGCGAGAUCUUGUGGGGAUUGGGAGGCCGCGCGACCGACUUUACGGACGUAGAUGCCGAGGAUGCGAUAGCCUUCCGCUGGCAGCACGAUGCACGCUGGAUCGACGAAGACCAAGGGCUGCUGAGCGUGUUCGACAACGGCAUGUCCAAGGGCCUGGCGGACAACAGCGACUACAGUCAAGGCCUUGUUUUCGAAGUGCACAUCGCCAAUCGCACUUUCCAACAAGUGCACUCGUACAACCCCAUGCGUCCCAUUCGCUCCAUCUCGCAAGGCUCCCUGACCUACCUUCCCGGCAGCCAUCGAGCCCCGGAGCUUCCGAACGCGGGGGUGGUACUUGCACCGCAGGACCAAGUGUUUGUCGGCUGGGGCUCGGCACUUGCAUACACGCUGCACGACGCCGAGACGGAAGAGCUCUUGUGCGAAACGCAUUUCAGCCCGGCCGCCUUCUUCUCCUGGGAGCGAGUCAAGUCAUAUCGGAGCGUGCGCGCGCCACGAGACCUGCACUUCCGGCCGGAGAAGUGGGAUCCGUCGGCCGUGUGGGAUGGCGGGCGCAUUUACGUGAGUUGGAACGGCGGGGUGGAGGUGCGGUCGUGGUUGCUCCAA
Neohortaea acidophila is the source of this 1470-nucleotide messenger RNA. RefSeq names its product ASST-domain-containing protein. The annotation marks the transcript as partial. The record is from RefSeq and is a predicted model, not a curated record. NCBI's taxonomy places the organism in Eukaryota, Fungi, Ascomycota, Dothideomycetes, Mycosphaerellales, Teratosphaeriaceae. The transcript has a single exon.